Tarenaya hassleriana is the source of this 1382-nucleotide messenger RNA. RefSeq names its product mRNA-decapping enzyme-like protein. Gene Ontology annotation, biological process: deadenylation-independent decapping of nuclear-transcribed mRNA; deadenylation-dependent decapping of nuclear-transcribed mRNA; positive regulation of catalytic activity. The record is from RefSeq and is a predicted model, not a curated record. The transcript is spliced from 8 exons. NCBI's taxonomy places the organism in Eukaryota, Viridiplantae, Streptophyta, Magnoliopsida, Brassicales, Cleomaceae. Gene Ontology annotation, molecular function: enzyme activator activity; mRNA binding. The coding region runs from base 82 to 1167 and encodes 361 amino acids. Gene Ontology annotation, cellular component: P-body.
UGGGGUGUGAUUCUGCGGAGACUCCCUUUUUGUCUCACUGUGAUUUUCAGGGUAAAAUCGCCGAGAAAAUCUCAUCCGUAAAUGUCUCAGUCGGGAAAGUUGACUCCUAAUCUCGAUCCGGAGACCACCAAACAGAUCAAUCUCAGUGUGCUGCAGAGAUUCGAUCGACAUAUCGAAGAGAUUCUCUUCACCGCAGCUCACGUCGCGCUGUAUGAGUUCGACACCGAGAGCUGCCAGUGGGGUCGCAAAAAAGUUGAAGGGCCUCUGUUUGUCGUUAAGAGGAAUACGCAGCCGAUAUUUCAGUUUAUCGUCAUGAAUCGACUCCGUACAGAUAAUUGGGUGGAAAAUCUUAUUGAAGAUUUUGAGUUCGAAAUUCAGCGUCCAUAUUUGCUAUCUCGAAACGCGUCUCAGGAAGUUAAUGGAAUUUGGUUUUUCAAUUCAAAUGAGUGUGAAGAGGUUGGAAAUCUCCUAAGUAGGAUACUCAGUAUCUGUUCGAAGUCUCCUCCGGCUGUAAACCCCGGAGUAGUGCCAGUUGAAAACAAGUACGAAGAAACUGCAGCAAUCCCCACAAUUUUACAGACACGAGGCGGUGGAGAGCAUCAUGCAUCAGCAAUCUCUACUACGUCGCAGAUUCCUCAGAAUCAGAAUCUUAUGGAUCUCUUUAAUGCAGCAAUAAAUAAGGGAAGAAACAAUCCAACUAUCCCGAGCCAUAGAUACUUUCCCAAUAACCCUUCAGACACAACAUUUCCCGUCUCUUCUGAAAUCCCGAGUCUCACCUAUUCCUCUGCAGGGGUUUGUCAGUCAUCCUCUGCUCAGACACUGAACCACGAGUUCUCAAACCUCCUCCGUCUUAACUACGAAAUCCUUACUACUGCUGCAACGGAGCUCAUCAAACCGUCUUCAUUCUAUACACCGCCUCAAUCCUUGGAGUCCAUAACAGUAUCUGCUCCUCAGCCUCCUCCCCCGAAUUCGCAACAACACCCUAAUAGCAUUCGAAUACUCGACCUUUUCCCACCCGCUACUCUUCCUCAGUCUUUAAUUCCUCCCCUUGCUUCUCCAUCUGUUUUCGGUUUUGACAGAGACAAAGUCCGUGACGCCCUUCUAACGGUUGCCCAGGAUGAUAGAUUCGUAGAGAUGUUCUACCAAGCAUUGAACAAACCAAACUGAAAACCUCGAAGAACGUGUGUACAAAGGUAUUGUAUAUGUUUUAGAAACUUCACUUUGCAUGAUAUUUUUUUCACUGUAGAAAAUGAACUUCUCAGACUUCUUCAUCAGUGUUCUGUAUCUUUUAAGCCUUUGUUAGAGAGAAUCAUUGAUUUUUCUUUUUUUCUUUUUCCCGUCGUUUACUUUUCGAUAAUGUGAAAUAUUUACAUUUUACACUA